Messenger RNA from Oppia nitens, 869 nucleotides. RefSeq names its product kelch-like protein diablo. The transcript has 8 exons. NCBI's taxonomy places the organism in Eukaryota, Metazoa, Arthropoda, Arachnida, Sarcoptiformes, Oppiidae. The record is from RefSeq and is a predicted model, not a curated record. The coding region runs from base 135 to 869 and encodes 244 amino acids. Gene Ontology annotation, molecular function: protein binding.
GUGACAAUUAUAAUCAAACAAUUGAUAGUUUUAUCUAUCUGUGCGGUGGUUGGGAUGGCCGCACAUAUUUGUCUCAAUGUUAUAAAUCAAAUAAUAUCAAACAAACAAAAAAUGUUUGGCAAUCAAUACAAUCAAUGUCUAGUAAACGGUAUUUAUUUAGUUGUGUUUCAUACGAUUCCUUAUUGUAUGCAAUCGGUGGCAAAAAUGAUACAUAUUUGAAUACUGUUGAAACAUAUGAUCCAAAAACAAAUAUAUGGAAAUCUAUUGAAUCAAUGAAUAUUGAACGCAAUGAGCAUGAUGCAACUGUAAUUCAAAAUACAUUAUACGUAUGCGGUGGUUCAAAUGAAAUAUAUAUUUUAAAUUCUUGUGAAUAUUAUUCACAAAAUACUAAUAAGUGGUCAAUGACUACACCAAUGAAUUCAAAAAGACGUGGUCUGGCACUGGUAGCACACAAUGGCUAUAUGUAUGCUAUCGGAGGUAAUAAUGGUAUCGAAGUUUUCAAUACAAUGGAAAGAUUUGAUACAACUACUAAACAAUGGCAACCAAUGGCUAAUAUGAGUUAUACUAGAGGUUAUUUUGGUUCAACAAUAUUUAUGGAUAAAAUAUAUGUUUGCGGCGGUUAUAAUAGUAGUAAUGAAAAAACAUGCGAAACAUAUGAUCCACUGACAAAUCAAUGGACACAAAUUGCAUCAAUGCUAUCAGAUAGAGAUAAUUUUCAAUUGAUUACAUUUAAUCAACAAUUAUAUGCAAUGGGAGGUGUAUUUGGUAAACCAGAUACGGUUGAAAUAUAUGAUUAUAAAUCAAAUCAAUGGUCGUAUAGCCAAUCGUUGCCAAUACAUGCUUACGAUUUUGGGGCAACUGUUAUUUAG